AUGAUAAAUUAGUAGAAUGUGAAUCUAUAAAGCAAUGUUAAGGUUCAAUCUAUAUUAGGGUUUAUACCAGCGUUAGUGUUUUAACACAUUCUGGAGAAUUAAAUAAAGGGAAUAUAGACUCAUGUUCCAGAGAUUCAAUCAUUUAAGAGUGUAAUAAUGUUUGCUGAUAUUUGUGGAUUUACAAACUUAACAGAAUAGCUUACUAAAAUAGGUCCUGAAGGAUCAGAAGUGAUAGCAUUUGCAAUCAAUAGAUACAUGGAAUUGUUAAUAAAAUCAAUAUCAAAGAGUGGAGGAGAUAUAUUUAAAUUUGCAGGAGAUGCAAUCAUAGUAGUAUGGCCACCUCCAACAGGAUAGAAUGAUAAAAAUGAAUAAUUAAGAACAUUACUUCGUUAGGGUAUUCAGAGUGCUUUAGAUAUCUAAGCAAAAUUAAAUGAUACAUUCAUUUUAGAGAAUAUCAAACUAUCUGUUAAAAUUGGAUUUGGGGUUGGGGAUAUAAACAUUUUAUAUCUAGGUGGUGUGUUUAAUAGAAAUGAAUUCUUAGCAACUGGACAAGCAUUGAUAUAAGCAUUUGAGAGUGAGCAUUGUGCUACUAAAGGAGGCUAAGUUAUUAUAUCAAAGGAUGUAUUUGAAAUGGUUGGAUAACAUUAUAAUUGUUUAAAGGUUGAAGAUCGUUAAUAUUAUUUUGUACAUUCCAAUAAAGGAGCAAAAGUAUAGAAUAUCUCUAAUGCUUUGCUUAUUAAAAGUAACAUAAGUGCAUAAUCCUUUGAAUCUAUUAAGACUUAACUUAUUAGAUAUAUUCCGGCUGCCUUAUAAUAAUACAUCUUUGUAAGUCUACGUAUAAAAUUAGGUAGAUUAAGAAAAGUGGAGUUCGGAAUUAAGAAUAUUAACAAUCAUGUUUAUCAAUCUAGCCAUUGAUUUAUCAGCAGCUCUUACUUUUAAAGGGUUAACUCAUAUUUAAUCAGUUGUUGAAACUGUAUAAAAAUCAAUAUAUGCAUUCUAAGGAUCACUUAACAAAAUCUUAAUGGAUGAUAAAGGAUCAACUUUGAUUGUUGUUUUUGGUUUACCUCCUAUGUCUAAAUAGGAUGAUCCUGCUAGAGCAGUAAUGACUGCAAUAACAAUGAAAUAAGAGUUGAAUGCAAUUAAUUGUGCCUGCAAGAUUGGUAUUUCUACAGGAAGUACUUUUGCUGGAGUAGUUGGAACUAGUGGUUCUAGAAGAGAGUAAUAAAUAUAUUAAUUAUAUAUUAGAUAUUCUGUUAUUGGAGAUGCUGUUAAUCUUGCAGCUAGACUAAUGUAAAUUGCAUGUAAAGAGGAUCAUCAUUCCAUUUUGCUUGAUCUUGAAACAUCUAAAGAAGCAUCAUAUAAAAUGAAUAUUUCAUACUACAAAUCUGUAUUUGUAAAAGGAAAGGCUGAAAAAGUUAACAUUUAUUAUCCAGAAUCAAAUUUAGAAUUGAAUAAAAUUAGAAUUCACAAUCCUUUCUUUCCUAGACUUCUCGAUAAUUAUUUGUUUGAUAUUAACAAUAUUAGAUUGAUCUAAAAAACUAUCUAAUAAUUUUAGCAAUCAAAUUCAUCCAAUUUUCUUUUAAAAAUUUCUGGAAAUUAAGGAUCAGGUAAAUCAUAUUCUGUUAAAUAAUGUAUUGAUUUAUUUUAGAAAGAUUUUAAUUUUCUGCAAAUUAGAUUAUGUUCCUUUUUGUAGAAACAAGAACAAUAUUUGUAUGCUAUAAAAAUAAUAUUCUAACAUUUCUUAUAAAAAAUAGCCAUCACAUUAAAUAAAUAAUAUGAUAUAUAAUUAUUUAAUCAAAUCUUUGAUUCAAAUUAAGAUCAAUUAGUAUCGUUAUUUGAUUUUGAACCUGUCAAUUAAAUAUAACUAUUUGAUAAACAAUUUUAGGAUUAAAAUGAUGGCAUUGAAACUUUAGAUAUUCAAAUACUUAAAGAAAGUUUAGAUUUUUUAUUUAAGAAAUUUAAAUCAAUUACUAACUUUAAUAAAUUAAUAUUUGUUUUAGAUGAUGGCCAUAACAUUGAUGAAGAUUCCCUCAAAAUUAUUAAACAUCUCAUGAAGCAUAAUCAAUUUAUUCUACUUAUAUUUAUAUUCAGAUAAGAUUACUUUGAAUAAUUCUAAUUUCAUGAAUAACAUCAAAACUAAAUUUAAAUGAUUGAAGAGGGAUUAGAAUCUAUUAUUACAAAAUUAAAAGAUAAUAGUAAUUUUGAACACAUAACUUUUAAAAAUUUAUAAUUAUCUGAUUAUAAAGUCAUAUUAUCUGAUUUAUUCCAUAUUAAUAAAAUCAAAUGCUCAAAGAAUCAAGAAACUUCUAAUCUUUAAGAUAAUAAUAUAUUACAUUAUGAAUACAUUAAAAUGUAAUUGAUGUAAUCUAAUACUCAAGAAUUUUUCUUAUAAACUAUAUAUAGAAAAACUUAAGGAAAUCCUCUCACAUUUAUAACUUUAGUAAAUAUUCAUUUCUUAUUAUUAUUAGAUUGAAAAAUUAUUAAAGGGUAAUUUCAUAAUUAUAGAUAAUCAAUAAUAAGAUAUUGUUACUCUAAAUGAUUCACUCUUAAAUAUAUUGAAUUUAGAUGAAUUUGUUAUUUUAGAAGCUCCACUUAAUAAAUUUAGAAUUAAUUCAUCAUAUUUAGACAAAGUAGGAUGUUUAGAAUUAUUGAUACUUAAAGUAGCAUCUAUUAUUGGAGAUAUAUUUGACGUAUAAACUCUUAAUAAAAUACAACCAUUCAAAGAAGUCAUUCAUAAAGAAAAUUUAAUUAAAAUUUUAAAUAGUUUGGAAGAGUUAGAAAUAAUUGAAACAAUGGAACUCAAUGAUUUAAAUAAAUAUUAUCGAUUUGCAAAACCAUUUCUUAGAGAAAUAAUAUAUUAAAGAUUAUUAUUUUCUUAAAGAAGAGAAUUACAUAAAUACUAUGCUUAAGCUUUAUAAGAGAUUCCAUCUUAAUUUGAAAUUGAUGAAAAAUUGGAAGCUUAGAGAUUGGAACAUCAUUGGAUUUUGGCUGAAUAAAAGUGGAAUAGUUAAUCGAAUAUUAAAUCAAAAGAAUUAGAAUUAUCACAUAAGGCUAAGAGAUCUAUAAUCAUUAAAUCUAUUUAAACUAAAUUAAUUGCUAAGACUAAUAAUAUUAAAUUGGGUUUAUUGAAAAAGAAAUCAGAUAAGAAUGUUACUUGGGCAGAGAGAUACUGUUAAAUGACUUAAAAAGAAUUAAAAUAUUAUUAUAGUGAAUAAGAUUAUCAUCGAUCCCCUUAGAAUGCUUUAGGAACAAUCAUUCUCAGUAGUAUAUAUUAAAUUGUUCCAUUAAAUGACAAAGAAAAAGUUAAUUCAAAGUUUGCUUUUGAAAUUAGAACUGGCAAUUGGUUUAAAAGAUAAAAAUUAAUGCCAAGAAGAGAUUUCUAUUUCUCUGCAACAAGUGAAGAAUAGAUGGAAGAAUGGACUAUUUAUAUUGAAUUUAUGAGAGUUAAAGCAACAUAUGAUGAAUUUGUUAAUAAUUUCGGUAAAAUUUAAUUUCCUAUUGCUAAUUUUAAAGAAUUUUAUGAUAUGAGUUUAGGUACAGAAAUGAAUAACUAUUAAAAACAAAUAUAAAAAAAGAUUAAUAAUAAAUCUAGUAUUAUUUAAAGUUAAAAAAGAAAUACUCUCAUGUCUAUUAAUAGUUUUUUUAGAUAGCCUGUUGAAAUAAAACAAAAUAAAGUAGAACCAAAAAUACUUAUUUCUUAAUUUUUAAACAAAAGUUAACUUUUAUUAUUUUCUCAUAUUUUUCAAAAUUCUAUUUCUAACAAAAAUCCUAUCGUUAUCGGAUAAAAUACUAAAGCCAUGUUAAAUUUUGGAUAAUUUUUUAUUAAAACUGUUUCAGAAUUAUCUUAGUAAUAAUAAGAAAAUGAAACUAUAUAAACAGAAGAAUCUCCAUAAACAAGACCUAGAGCAAGUUUGAAUAUAUCAUAAUAGCUUAUUUUAGAGAAAUAAGCAGAAUCAAUAUCUUUUUCUCUUAGAAAUACAAAAAGAAAACAAACUAAUGAGUAAUUUUAUAAUAAGAGAUCAAAAAGUUCAGAAUUUCUUGGUUAGUUUAAUGAAAAUUCAAAUACAGAAUAAUAAUAACAAAGUUGA
Molecule: messenger RNA, 4088 nt
Organism: Paramecium sonneborni
Lineage: Eukaryota; Ciliophora; Oligohymenophorea; Peniculida; Parameciidae
Source: the annotation of a GenBank genome assembly